Molecule: messenger RNA, 6999 nt
Organism: Penicillium mononematosum
Lineage: Eukaryota; Fungi; Ascomycota; Eurotiomycetes; Eurotiales; Aspergillaceae
Product: ketoacyl-synt-domain-containing protein
Exons: 3
Coding region: 1-6999 (2332 amino acids)
Biological process (GO): secondary metabolite biosynthetic process; fatty acid biosynthetic process
Molecular function (GO): phosphopantetheine binding; hydrolase activity; 3-oxoacyl-[acyl-carrier-protein] synthase activity
Source: RefSeq, a predicted model, not a curated record
AUGACACAAACGUCCGGAUUCAGAAUGGAGAGCGCCAUACUCGAGGAAGUGUCACCCAACGCUGUUGCCAUCGUCGGUAUGGGAUGCAGAUUCGCUGGAGCUGACUCAGUUGAAGAUUACUGGCGUAUUUUGGAGAAAGGCCAGUCUAUGAUGAGCCAUCCUCCCAAAGGCCGCUUCCCCACAAAUGAACAUCAGCGCAGUACCGACAAGACUGUAUACUAUGGCAACUACCUGGGUAGCAUCUCCAGGUUUGACAACCGUUUUUUUAAAAAGUCCAGCCGCGAGGCUGCGUCUAUGGACCCGCAGCAAAGACUUCUACUUGAAGUUUCGUACGAGGCCUUGGAGUCGAGCGGCUUCUUUGGGCCCCGCGAGCAAGACCUCGAUGUCGGAUGUUUUAUCGGAGUAUGCGCAUCUGACUACAACGACAACGUGGCCAGCCAUCCAUCCAAUGCCUUCUCUGCAUUGGGUACAUUGCGGGCAUUUGUUCCAGGCCGGAUCAGUCAUUUUUUCGGGCUCACUGGACCGUCGAUCGCCCUAGACACGGCCUGUUCAUCCUCAGCUGUUGCUAUUGACGCUGCUUGCAAGGCUAUCUUGCAUGGUGACUGCAAGAGCGCCAUUGCUGGCGGGGUCUCCGUCUUCACGAGCCCUUUCUUCUAUCAAAAUCUAUCCUCUGCAUCGUUCCUCAGCUCCACGGGCGCAAGCAAAUCGUUUGACGCAAGCGCAGAUGGAUACUGCCGUGGAGAGGGUGUCGGCCUCGUCGUUCUGAAGCGUCUGUCAGACGCCGUUGCGAGUGGUGACAAUAUUCUCGGCACGAUUCUUUCAACCGCAGUGCGCCAGAGCAGCAACAAGGUGCCUAUCACCGUCCCCUACAGCCCAUCACAAACAGAUCUGUACAGAAAGCUCCUGAGCACCGCCGGAAUCACGCCGGAAGUCGUCACAUACGUCGAGGCUCAUGGCACGGGCACUCCCGUCGGCGACCCUCUCGAAUUUGGUGCGAUCAAGGAGGUAUUUGGCACCCAGUCAAGACCGGAUCCUCUAUACUUUGCAUCGGUUAAGGGAAAUAUUGGGCAUACCGAAGGCGCCUCUGGCGUCGCUGGUCUUAUCAAAAUUAUCCUGAUGAUGCAGAACCGCACCAUUCCGAGACAGGCACACCUCCAGUCCGCGCACCCCAAGAUUUCGCUGAUACCGGGGCAGAUCUCCAUUCCAACCGAGACUAUGCCUUGGAAUGCAAAGAAGCUUAUCGCAUGUGUGAACAACUAUGGAGCCGCGGGCAGCAUUGCUGCCAUGAUAGUCGAGCAACCGCCAUCACAGGAUGUUACGACCGCCACAGUGUAUGGACGAAAUAAGUAUCCUCUUGUCGUCACCUCCAACAGCCCAAAGAGUCUCAGUGAGAACUGUGCAAGACUGGCGGAUUACGUAUGCUCACUCAAAGGACAAUCUGCUUCAAGCGCGAGUCUGCUCGCAGAUGUCACAUUCAACCUCAGCGACAGGCAAAAUAGAACCCUGCCCAAUAUGUUCGCAACAGCCGUCUCUAGCCUUUCCGAGCUAGACAGUCAACUUCGUGCUGUGGCUUCCAAUCCCAGUUCAGCAAUCUGCCAAGCCAGCCCAAGUCCAAAACCUGUCGUUCUCAUCUUCGGUGGCCAGACGGCUCGCACUGUGGGCAUGAGCAAAAGCGUCUAUGAGUGCUCGCACGUACUUCGCAAAUAUCUCGAUGAUUGCAACGAUGUUCUAAAGGGAUUUGGUCAUCACGGCAUAUAUCCUGACAUAUUCGAUCCGGCUCCGGUACAUGACGUGGUGUCACUCCAGACGAUGCAGUUUGCGCUGCAAUAUGCUUGCGCAAAAUCAUGGAUUGCCUGUGGUCUGAAAGUUAAGUGUGUUAUUGGCCACUCAUUUGGUCAACUUGCCGCUUUAACUGUCUCCGGUGUUCUGUCACUUGUCGACGGUCUCAAGUUGGUAUAUGGUCGAGCAGUGCUCAUGCGCGACAGUUGGGCUUCUGAGAGAGGCUCUAUGCUUGCCCUCGAAGCUGACCGCGCGAGUACUAUGAAGAUUAUCGCACAGAUACGGACAACCGAAUCAUCUUUCAUUUCUGGUAUUGAGGUGGCGUGCUUUAAUGGACCGUCAAGUCAUGUCCUCGUUGGCUCUUCUGCUGAAAUCAACACUGCUCUGCAAGCUACGAAGAUGAUCAAUGUCAAGGCCAAAGUCCUCGAUGUGACGCAUGGCUUUCAUUCGCGGUUCUGCGAUCCCAUUCUCCCAGAGCUGGAGAGACUCGCGAAGGGCCUUACGUUUAACAAGCCCAAGAUUCCCCUCGAGACCUGCUCCAAUGGGGAGCCCUGGAGCCAGGUCACUGCCAAGCUAAUCGCUGAGCAUACUCGAACCCCUGUAUACUUUGAGGAUGCAGUCAAGCGAAUUGAGAGGCGGCUCGGCGCAUGCACAUGGUUAGAAGCUGGAUCCAACACUCCUGUAACAGGUAUGGUGCGCCGAGCUCUCGCCGAUCUCAAAGAUCAUUCAUUCUUCCCAAUCACCCUGUCUCGAGAUGACGCCAUGGGCGCAUUGGUAGACAUAACUGUAGGACUGUGGAAAAACGGCGAACAUGUUCAAUAUUGGCCAUUCCACCACAUCCAACGUCAAAAAUACCAGCAUCUAAACUUGCCGCCUUACCAAUUUGAGAAGAACGAACACUGGCUCGAAUUUGACCUACAGGCAGGAAAUGGCACUGAGUCAACUGCGGUGAUGUCCAAAAUUUCUGGAUCGGUCGUAGCCGAGCCGGAGCCGGAGCCGGUCCUAGUUACGUUCGCAGGGUUUGAAGUCAUUGGCAACAGCCAGAAGCAUGCCACCUUUACCAUUGACCCCCGUUCUAAGGAAUGGAGGGUACUUGUUGCCGGUCAUUCCGUAUUACACGAGUCUCUAUGUCCCGCGCCACUGUACCUUGAGCUAGUUCUUCGGGCAGCUAAGCACCUGGCAAACAUCAACAAAACGACAUCUGCUCCGUUCGCCCGCGUGGAAGAACUGGAGAUGGCUUCUCCUCUGGGUAUGAGUCAGGACAAGAUCGUCCAGCUUGUGUUCAAGUCAUCAGAUACUACUGGUCGGAAAUUCAAUUUCUCAUUCUGUUCACAGGACCGUGCUGGAAAGCCAACCCCUCUGCAGACACACGCUACCGGCAAAUGUGAGAUUACUCCAAACGAUGAUACAACUGUUAUUGCGGAGUUCGAAAGGACCAGCAAUCUACUACAGCAUAUGCACAAGGACCGGAGACAAGAUCAUGUCCAGAGAUAUGCAGAAAUGGCCUCGCAGCCGGACAGUGAGGCAGUCUACGGCUCAGUCGUCUAUAAGAUCUUCUCAAGGGUAGUCCAAUACCAUGACUUCUACCAAGGCGUUCGAAGGCUGGCAAGUACAAGCGAUGGCUUUGUCGCUGCCGAGGUGUCCCUACCGGAGACUCAGCCGGGCUUCUCAAAAGAUCUUCUAUCUUUCCCUGUAGCCAUGGACAAUUUCUUCCAGGUUCCUGGAUUGUUUGCUAACUGCCUGGCACCGUGCCCGUCGGAUGAGGUAUUUGUCUCUACCCAUGUCGACCGCAUCCAGUUGUCGCCCGAACUGAGGGGGGGCACCCCUGCUUGGGACGUUUUUGCCAUAUCUACCCCCAUUAGCGAAAAGGAAAGCUCUAAUGAUAUAUUCGUCACGGACAAGGGUACCAACAAACUUGUCUUUAUCGUCUUUGGAGCAAAGUUCAGCAGGGUGAAGACGGCAACGCUUGCCAAGAUUCUGUCUCGCGCCAACCCCAAUGAGACUUCCGCGUCUGUAAGACAUGAAUCAACUCAAAGCGGCCUUUAUGACACUGGUAAAGCUCCCUUGGUCUCAUCUGUAUUGAGGACUCCGUCUUCGAUGUCCAGUCAGCCUAUACCGGCCCUGCAGCCGCCAUCAAGGCAAACUGGACUCCAAAGCGAGGCAAUGACGGCCAAAAGAGUUCCAUCGCCACCACAAACGGUCAUUCAAAUGAGAUCUCAGUUGCCAAGUGUUGAGAAGCAGCUUCGACAAAUGCUCAGCGAAAUAACCGAUGUACCUGAGGAUCAGUUCCAGACGACGGUUACCCUGGACCAACUCGGCAUCGACUCCCUGAUGACCACGGAAAUUGUAUCAGAGGUUCAGGAGGCCUUUAACAUACCAAUUGAUCCGGCUCAAAUUUUCGAUCUGCAGACUUUCGGAUCGUUGUGCUCAUAUCUCGACGCGCAUGAGAGCAGACAAGGGUCCGUCGAUCUAGUGGAUCAGUCGCCUCAGGCCAAGCUUGCACCUCCUCUCCCAUCUACGCUGGCCAUCUCGUCAGUAAAAGAGCAAGAUGAUAUCCGCGAGGUUGUAAUUGAGCGAACCGCAUCAGUGGCUGAAAGUUCAGGGGUGCCGGACUAUGAAGAGCUGGUCGCGCAACUGGCCAGUUUGCUCGGCACUCAUCUCGAAUGUCCACCUACAGACUUCACACGCUCAACGAACCUUAUGGAUCGCGGCCUAGAUUCCCUUCUCAGUAUGGAGCUUAUGAGUGAUAUCGAAGAAAUCUUUGGUGUUUCGAUUGAUCCGUCACUUUUAUUGAGCGAGGGCAGCUUCGGACAUCUCGCAGACAUUCUCAUCAGCGCCGUCACUUCUUUACGCCUUGCAAGAAGGACGGUUUCGAGCACGGUCACUUCCACACCGGCGCAGUCAACUGGGAUGACAACACCGGGCACCAUAACUGACAAUAGUGUCGAUGGCGGCGAUAUCUUCACUGCGACUACCAAGGUGAAGUCUGUUUCGGCAACGACUGUCCUCAAUAGCGCACCCCAGGCAUUUGAAAGUAUCAAGGGGAAUUUUGAGAAGUUUGCAGAGAAAUACGAUUUCAGCGAAUUUUACACCAAAGUCGCCGACAAGCAGGCAGACCUGGUUCUAGCCUACGUGGUCGAAGCCUACGCUGAUUUUGGCAUCGAACUGAACACACUGAGACCAGGAGAGCAGAUCCCACGGAUCCCUGUGGCUCCCAAGCAUGAUCGUAUGAUCAAAGUUUUCAACGAAAUCCUCCGCCGCGGCAAGUUAGCCGACUACGACGGCAAAGGAUACGUCCGCUCAGAUGCAAUCGUACAGAUAAUGCCAUCGAGUGUUCUGUAUAAGGAUAUCCUGGCACGAUUCCCCCAGCAUGCCAAAGAACACACCUUACUAAACCUUUGUGGGUCGGACAUGUCCAAACUCCUCGCUGGUACGAUGGAUCCCCUAGCAUUGCUGUUCGGAAACAAAGCCAACCGGGAGAUCCUGGAAGAUGUCUAUUCCACGGCGCCCAUGUUUGUGAUUCACUCAGAGCUGUUAACGGACUACCUCGAGAAAGCACUGAGUACAUCCUUGCCAGGCGCCGAUGGCAAGUUCCACAUCAUGGAGCUUGGGGCUGGAACUGGUGCCACGACGCGCUGGAUUGUGGACCGACUGGUGCAGUGCGGGAUACCGAUCGAGUAUACUUUCACCGACAUCUCUUCUGCACUCGUCACAAGCGGUAAGCGCAAGUUUGCCCGUUACGACUGCAUGAAGUACGGCACCGUCGAUAUCGAAAAGGAACCGCCGGCCCAAUACCUGGGACAGUUCGACAUUGUGCUCGCGACCAACUGUAUCCAUGCAACCCGCAAUCUCGUCAACUCUAUGGGAAACAUAAGCAAGCUAUUGCGACCCCACGGUUUUGUGUCGCUAGUCGAGCUGACUACUAGGAACUACUGGCUGGACAUGGUCUUUGGCCUCCUUGACGGAUGGUGGCUUUACGAUGAUGGACGACCUUAUGUGCUCGCGACUCCCGAAUUCUGGGAAAAUACAAUGCUACAGGUCGGUUUUCAGCAUGUGUCAUGGACGGGUGGCGAUACACCUGAAUCAGAGGUCGUGAGGGUCAUCUCCGGGUUUAAGCAGCCCGUGCAAGAUCCAUCUUCUUCUCGCAGUGUGCUGCAGGAGAAGACUGGAAAUAUUGAGACGGUUGUCUUUGCACACACAGACAAAGAUCUUCCACUGAGAGCUGAUAUCCACUACCCCUCGCCGCAGAGGGUGGCCAGGCACGAAACUUGGGUCACUGGCUUAGUGAUUCACGGAGGAGGCCAUGUGAUGUUAUCGCGUCAAGAUAUUCGACCGCGUCAAAUACAAGUCCUUCUUGAGAACGGUAUUUUGCCAGUAUCAAUUGACUACAGACUCUGCCCAGAGACCACCAUCCUAGAGGGACCGCUCGUCGAUGUUGCCGAUGCAUAUGCCUGGGCACGGAACUCGCUGCCGUCCUUGAGUUUGACAAAGACUCGAGUCAAUGAGAGACUCGACCGCAGUAGGGCGGUGGUUAUCGGCUGGUCGACCGGUGGUACGCUUGCCAUGUCUCUGGCUUGGACCUCGAUACCACGUGGAAUCUCUCCUCCCACAGCCAUCCUGGUCUUUUACUGUCCGACCAAUUACGAGGAUGAUUUCUGGCUGAAGCCCAAUAUGCCAAAGCACUCUGAGAUGUUUGGCGGCAAAUCAUACAACGUCAUUGACGGAGUUUACAAUGCUCCCAUCACGGCAUACAACGUACCUUCCAAGAUGAAGGCAGCAGCAGGGUGGAUGGCACCUAAAGACCCUCGCAGCCGAGUUGUCCUUCACAUGAAUUGGCAUGGACAGACUCUUCCUGUCCUUUUCCGCGGGCUACCAGCAGGGUCGAGCGUGCCACAGCAGGCCGCGUCAGUCUUCAAUCGCCUGCAACAACCACCAAAAGAAGAUGUUAUCCAGGCUAGUCCCUACGCGCAGAUUCUCCAAGGCAACUACAAGUCGCCAACCCACAUCGUGUUUGGCACCAAUGAUGAUCUGAUCCCAUGGGAACAGGCUCAGCGGACGGUUGCCGCGAUGAAAGACGCUGGCAUCGAGUCGGGGCUUACAAUCGCACCCGGGGAGCCUCAUCUGUUCGACUUAUACCGCGAUCCCAAUGGCUGUCGCUGGGGCUAUGUUAUGGAAGGCUACAAUUUUUUGCUUCGAAUUCUGGGGAAGGAAAAUGUUUGA